AUGCCAUGCAUUUUUGAAAACACUAAAUUUAAACUUAGCCAAAACAAAGGACCUGUUGCUGAAAAAAUCAACAACAAAUUAAAAAAUGUGUUAGAAAAAAAUACCAGACUAAAAUCUAUGUUUAGGAUAAGUAACAUUUUGAAUGGCAACAAUCUAGGUGAUGAUUUCCCAAAUAUAACUCCUGGAGAAGUAACAAAAUUUAAAUAUGAAAAAUAUACCUCGUGUGAUGUUGAGCGAAGUUUUAGCAAAUAUAAAAAUGUAUUAAAGUCAAACAGAAGAUCGUUUACUUUUGAAAAUUUAAAGCAUUAUGUUUGA
Macrosiphum euphorbiae (potato aphid) is the source of this 315-nucleotide messenger RNA. NCBI's taxonomy places the organism in Eukaryota, Metazoa, Arthropoda, Insecta, Hemiptera, Aphididae. The record is from the annotation of a GenBank genome assembly.